AUGACAGACCCCGUGUUGGACUCACAGCCAACCAGCAACACUGGGGAGAUGGAUGGACUGUGCCCUGAGCUAUUGCUGAUCCCCCCAUCUCUCUCUAACCGUGGAAUCCUGGAGCCCGUCCAGAGCCCCUGUCCUGCUGGGAACCCCACACCUUUGCCUGCUGACCCAGGCUGUCUACUGGUGGAGGCCACGGCAACUGAAGAGGACACAGGGAACAUGGAGAUCAUUGUGGAAGCAGUAGCUGGAAACCUGUCCCCAGGUGCUCCUGGAGAGACCCCAGCUCCCAAACUGCCCCCUAGAGAGGGAGAGCCGUCAGAACGAGCAGAUAUGCCCUUGCCCAGGCAGGAGUCAGCAGACGAGGAGGACGUGGAGGAAGAAGAGGAGAGUGGGGCACUGAAGGACACCCAGAAAGCCCUGGAGAAAGGCCAGGGGGCUCAGCAGUUAGAAGGGGAUGUGGCUUCUGGCACCGAGUCCCUCUUCAAGACCCACAUGUGCCCAGAAUGCAAGCGCUGCUUCAAGAAGCGGACGCACUUGGUGGAGCACCUGCAUCUCCAUUUCCCAGACCCCAGCCUCCAGUGCCCCAACUGCCAGAAGUUCUUCACCAGUAAGAGCAAGCUCAAGACCCAUCUGCUGCGGGAGCUGGGCCAGAAGGCCCACCACUGCCCGCUGUGCCAUUACAGCGCGGUGGAGAGGAAUGCGCUCAACCGCCACAUGGCUAGCAUGCACGAGGACAUUUCCAACCUCUACUCGGACACCUAUGCCUGUCCUGUGUGCCGGGAGGAGUUCCGCCUCAGCCAGGCCCUGAAGGAGCACCUCAAGAGCCACACGGCGGCGGCCGCCGCGGGGCCCUUACCCCUUCGCUGCUUUCAGGAGGGCUGCAGCUACGCGGCCCCCGACCGCAAGGCCUUUGUCAAGCACCUGAAGGAGACCCACGGCACGCGGGCUGUGGAGUGCCGCCACCACUCUUGCCCCCUGCUCUUCGCCACGGCCGAGGCCAUGGAGGCGCACCACAAAAGCCACUACGCCUUCCACUGCCCGCACUGUGACUUUGCCUGCUCCAAUAAGCACCUGUUCCGCAAACACAAGAAGCAGGGCCACCCGGGCAGCGAAGAGCUGCGCUGCACCUUCUGCCCCUUCGCCACCUUCAACCCUGUGGCCUACCAGGACCAUGUGGGCAAGAUGCACGCCCACGAGAAGAUCCAUCAGUGCCCCGAGUGCAACUUCGCCACUGCCCACAAGAGGGUGCUCAUCCGCCACAUGCUGCUGCACACGGGUGAGAAACCUCACAAGUGUGAGCUCUGCGACUUCACGUGCCGAGACGUGAGCUACCUGUCCAAGCACAUGCUGACCCACUCCAACACCAAGGAUUAUAUGUGCACCGAGUGUGGCUAUGUCACCAAGUGGAAGCACUACCUCAGUGUGCACAUGCGGAAACACGCGGGGGACCUCAGAUACCAGUGCAACCAGUGCUCCUAUCGUUGCCACCGGGCCGAUCAGCUGAGCAGCCACAAGCUGCGCCACCAGGGCAAGUCCCUGAUGUGCGAGGUGUGUGCCUUCGCCUGCAAGCGGAAGUACGAGCUGCAGAAGCACAUGGCCUCCCAGCACCACCCGGGCGCGCCGGCCCCGCUCUACCCCUGCCGCUACUGCAGCUACCAGAGCCGCCACAAGCAAGCGCUGCUGAGCCAUGAGAACUGCAAGCACACCCGCCUGCGGGAGUUCCGCUGCGCCCUCUGUGACUACCGCACCUUCAGCAACACCACCCUCUUCUUCCACAAGCGCAAGGCCCACGGCUACGUGCCCGGCGACCAGGUGUGGCAGCUCCGCUAUGGCGGCCAGGAGCCAGAGGGGCCCGGGCCGUGCCCGACCCCCCCACCCGACUCCGAGCCCCCAGGCCAGCCACCCGCCCAGCCUGUGGGGCCAGACGGUGACCCUGGGCCCGUGGUGGAGCCCGCCUUGGACGCGGUGCCGCCGGAGACCAGUGAGGAGGAGAGCGUGGGGAGACGGGAUGGCGGUGAGGCUCCGCAGGGGGACGAGCUGGUUGGCAGCCCCAGUCCGGCGGAGGUCGAUGAGGCUGGCUGCACGCUACACCUGGAGGCCCUGGGGGUAGAGCUGGAACCUGUGGCCGAGCCACCCCUUGAGGAGAUGGCUGAACCCGCCCCUGUGGCGUUCAGGCCCCUGGAUGCCUCAGGGCCCCUGAGACUGGAAGGGCCAGAGGAAACUUUGACAGAGCUGUCUACCUUCGAAGGUGCCGGAACUUCUGGCUUGGGUGCCGAAGAAAAGCCCGUUCUGGAAAAGCCAGUCUCUGAGGCCCCCCGAAAUGCCCCGUCCUCAGAGGAGCCUCCUGACGGCUGGGCGGGAAACUUCAAGGCCGCUCUGGCCUCCGAGAGCGCCCCCCUCCCCCAGUUCCCUGAGUCAGAGUCCUUACUCAGGGCCCUCCGGAGGCAGGACAAAGAGCAAGCCGAGGCUCUGGUGCUGGAGGGGCGGGUUCAGAUGGUGGUGAUCCAGGGAGAGGGGCGGGCCUUCCGCUGCCCACACUGCCCGUUCAUUACCCGCCGGGAGAAGGCCCUGAGUGUGCACUCCAGGACGGGGUGCCAGGGCCGCCGAGAGCCCCUGCUGUGCCCCGAGUGCGGGGCCAGCUUCAAGCAGCAGCGCGGCCUUAGCACCCACCUGCUGAAGAAGUGCCCCGUUCUGCUCAGAAGGAACAAGGCUUUGCCCAGACCGGGUUCACCCCUCCGUCCACAUCCCCUGCCCCCAGGCACCCAGGUCUCCGAGGAUGCAGAAGGUGGGAAGCCCCCACCUGCACCGUUAGAAGUAGAGCUGGUGCUCCCCAAAGAUGCUGCUCCUGCGCUUCCUAGGGAGCCCGAAGAAGUAGAGGAGCCUCCUGGCACGCUCUGCGUCUCCACAGCCCCUCCCGCGGGGAACACCUCACCCGCAGAGACCCCCGAGAAGUUCCACUUCGAGCAGGGCAAGUUUCACUGCAACUCGUGCUCGUUCCUGUGCUCUCGGCUCUCCUCCAUCACCUCUCACGUGGCCGAAGGCUGCCGGGGGGGACGCGGCGGGGCAGCAAAGCGAGGGGCCUCCCUUCUGAGCAACGGGGACUCGGCCUCCGCGAACGGGGGGGGCACGGAGUGCAGCCCCGGCAGUGGGGACCCAGCUCUGGCUCCAAAGCAGAAGGGGGCUCGCUUCUCCUGCCCCACCUGUCCCUUCAGCUGCCAGCAGGAGCGGGCCCUGAGGACUCACCAGAGCCGGGGCUGCCCCCUCGAAGAGUCUGGAGAGCUGCAGUGCGGCCUCUGCUCUUUCAGCAGCCCCGCCGCCGCCGCCCUGAGGCUCCACCAGCAGCGGAGGCACCCCGCCGCCGCCGCCGCCGCGGCUGCGCCGGCCCGCCGGCCCCGGCCCCCGCUUCAGUGCGCCGACUGCGGCUUCACCUGCAAACAGAGCCGCUGCCUGCAGCAGCACCGGCGCCUCAAGCACGAGGGGGUGAAGCCCCAUCAGUGCCCCUUCUGUGACUUCUCCACCACCCGACGGUACCGGCUGGAGGCCCAUCAGUCCCGACACACGGGCGUCGGCCGCAUCCCCUGCAGCGCCUGCCCGCAGACGUUCGGUACCAACUCGAAACUGCGCCUGCACCGGCUGAGGGUCCAUGACAAGACGCCCACCCACUUCUGCCCGCUCUGCGAUUACAGCGGCUACCUGCGCCACGACAUCACCCGCCACGUCAACAGCUGCCACCGGGGCACCCCCGCCUUCGCCUGCCCCCAGUGCGAGGCCCAGUUCAGCUCGGAGACGGCGCUCAAGCAGCACGCCCUGCGCCGCCAUCCCGAGCCGCCGCCCGCCACGCCGGGCUCCCCCGCCGAGGCCGCCGCCGCCGGCCCCCUGCGCUGCGCGCGCUGCGGGCUGCUGUGCCCCAGCCCGGCCAGCCUGCGGGGGCACACGCGGAAGCAGCACCCGCGGCUGGAGUGCGGGGCCUGCCGGGAGGCCUUCCCCAGCCGGCCGGCCCUGGACGAGCACCGGCGGCGGCGGCACUUCAGCCACCGCUGCCAGCUGUGUGAGUUCGCCGCGCGGGAGCGCGCCGGCCUGGUCAAGCACUACCUGGAGCGGCACGAGGGGGAGGCGGCGGCGGCGGCGGGGGCGGGGGGCGGCGGCCAGCCCCCUCUGCGCUGCCCCUUUUGUGACUUCGCGUGCCGCCACCAACUGGUGCUGGACCACCACGUGAAAGGGCACGGCGGCACCCGGCUCUACAAGUGCACCGACUGUGCCUACAGCACCAAGAACCGGCAGAAGAUCACCUGGCACAGCCGCAUCCACACGGGGGAGAAGCCCUACCGCUGUCACCUCUGUCCCUACGCCUGUGCUGACCCCUCCCGCCUCAAGUACCACAUGCGGAUCCACAAGGAAGAACGGAAGUAUCUGUGCCCUGACUGUGGCUACAAGUGCAAGUGGGUCAACCAGCUCAAGUACCACAUGACCAAGCACACAGGACUGAAGCCAUACCAGUGUCCCGAGUGUGAGUACUGUACCAACCGGGCCGACGCGCUGCGCGUGCACCAGGAGACACGGCACCGGGAGGCGCGGGCCUUCAUGUGUGAGCAGUGCGGCAAGGCCUUCAAGACACGCUUCCUGCUGCGCACCCACCUCCGCAAGCACAGCGAGGCCAAACCCUACGUGUGCAACGUGUGCCACCGUGCUUUCCGCUGGGCUGCCGGCCUGCGCCAUCACGCCCUCACCCACACAGACCGCCACCCCUUCUUCUGCCGCCUCUGCAGCUACAAGGCCAAGCAGAAGUUCCAGGUGGUGAAGCACGUGCGCCGGCACCACCCCGACCAGGCCGACCCCAACCAAGGAGUGGGCAAAGACCCCACCACCCCCACGGUACACCUGCAUGACGUGCAGCUGGAGGAGCCCAGCCCUCCUGCUCCUGCCGCGCCCCCAACCGGGCCCGAGGGCUGA
Molecule: messenger RNA, 4947 nt
Organism: Odobenus rosmarus divergens (Pacific walrus)
Lineage: Eukaryota; Metazoa; Chordata; Mammalia; Carnivora; Odobenidae
Gene: ZNF142
Product: zinc finger protein 142
Exons: 7
Coding region: 1-4947 (1648 amino acids)
Biological process (GO): regulation of gene expression
Cellular component (GO): nucleus
Source: RefSeq, a predicted model, not a curated record